AACGGGUUCUUCCUCUUCAGCAGAAACGACACUUUUAGUUCGGCUUUUUGAAGCUCUCUCUCUUACUCUCUGUCUCAGACAAGAAACUCAAAGUGAAACAGCAGAAUGGGUUGGAUCGGUGACACUGUGGAUUCCAUCAAAUCCAUCCAGUUCCGGCAAGUCCUCAAUCAGACCAUCAGUCUCGGUAUGAUUGUUACCUCUGCACUUAUAAUAUGGAAGGCAUUGAUGUGCUUUACCGGCAGUGAAUCUCCUGUUGUUGUUGUCUUGUCUGGAAGUAUGGAACCCGGCUUCAAGAGGGGGGACAUUUUGUUCUUGCAGAUGAGUGAAGCACCCAUUCGUGCAGGAGAAAUUGUUGUUUUUAAUAUUGAGGGCCGUGAUAUUCCAAUUGUCCAUCGUGUCAUUAAGGUUCAUGAAAGAGAAGAUACUGGACACGUAGAUGUCCUCACAAAAGGAGAUAACAACUUCGGGGAUGACAGACUUCUGUAUAAUGAGGGUCAGUUGUGGCUCCAUCGGCACCACAUAAUGGGCAGAGCUGUAGGGUUCUUACCUUAUGUUGGCUGGAUAACGAUUAUCAUGACUGAAAAGCCAGUUAUAAAGUAUAUCCUCAUUGGCGUAUUAGGGUUGCUCGUUAUAACUUCAAAGGAGUAACCGGAAGCAAAUUCGUCCAGAACAGUUCACCAUUGCCAGCGGAUUUCUCAUUGAACCUAUUGGAUUUCUCAUUGUAAUCGACAUUAGUUAUGAUAAAUGAUAGCAAAUUAGCUGGUUAAUGUUCAAACUCUAAAUGCAUGAUCUUUUCGUGAACCAAUAUAACUAGUUUUUUCUUUCUCCCGAGCAGAGAAUUUGGCAAAA
This is a messenger RNA of Argentina anserina (silverweed cinquefoil), 849 nucleotides long. RefSeq lists its product as uncharacterized. The transcript is spliced from 8 exons. The record is from RefSeq and is a predicted model, not a curated record. NCBI's taxonomy places the organism in Eukaryota, Viridiplantae, Streptophyta, Magnoliopsida, Rosales, Rosaceae. Gene Ontology annotation, molecular function: serine-type endopeptidase activity. Gene Ontology annotation, cellular component: membrane; signal peptidase complex. The coding region runs from base 106 to 648 and encodes 180 amino acids.